Molecule: messenger RNA, 1291 nt
Organism: Indicator indicator
Lineage: Eukaryota; Metazoa; Chordata; Aves; Piciformes; Indicatoridae
Gene: ERGIC2
Product: ERGIC and golgi 2
Exons: 14
Coding region: 125-1258 (377 amino acids)
Biological process (GO): endoplasmic reticulum to Golgi vesicle-mediated transport; retrograde vesicle-mediated transport, Golgi to endoplasmic reticulum
Cellular component (GO): endoplasmic reticulum; COPII-coated ER to Golgi transport vesicle; membrane
Source: RefSeq, a predicted model, not a curated record
AGCGGGUGCCGAGCAGGGCGCUACUGCUCACCUUUCUUCUCCGGCCUCGCCCGCGGCGCUGGGUAACGGCGAGAGAAGCAAGAGAGGGAAUAUAUGAAGGAGGAGGUGGAGGAGUGUUCUGAAGAUGAGGCGACUGAAUCGGAAGAAAACCUUGAAUUUGAUGAAAGAAUUGGAUGCUUUUCCAAAGGUCCCUGAAAGCUAUGUGGAGACUUCAGCAAGCGGAGGCACAGUUUCUCUGAUAGCAUUUACAACAAUAGCUUUCCUGACUAUAAUGGAGUUCACAGUAUAUCAGGACACAUGGAUGAAAUAUGAAUAUGAAGUAGACAAGGAUUUUACCAGUAAGUUAAGAAUCAAUAUUGAUAUUACAGUUGCCAUGAGGUGUCAAUAUGUAGGGGCUGAUGUUUUGGAUUUAGCAGAAACAAUGGUUGCCUCUGCAGAUGGGCUGAUCUAUGAACCAGUAGUAUUUGAUCUCAGCCCACAACAAAAAGAAUGGCAAAGGGUGCUGCAGCUAAUUCAGAGUAGGCUGCAGGAAGAACACUCUCUUCAAGACGUGAUCUUCAAAAGUGCUUUUAAAAGUGCUUCUACAGCACUGCCACCACGGGAAGAUAAUUCAUUACAGUCUCCAGAUGCAUGCAGAAUUCAUGGUCAUCUCUAUGUCAAUAAAGUGGCAGGGAAUUUUCACAUAACUGUGGGCAAGGCGAUACCACACCCUCGAGGCCAUGCACAUUUGGCAGCCCUUGUAAGCCAUGAUUCCUAUAACUUCUCUCAUAGAAUAGAUCAUUUGUCAUUUGGAGAGCUUAUUCCAGGAAUUAUUAAUCCUUUGGAUGGAACAGAAAAAAUAGCAUCAGAUCACAACCAAAUGUUUCAAUAUUUUAUCACAGUUGUGCCAACUAAGCUCCAUACAUACAAAAUUUCAGCAGAAACUCAUCAAUUUUCAGUGACAGAAAGGGAAAGAGUAAUUAACCAUGCAGCUGGCAGCCAUGGAGUAUCAGGAAUAUUCAUGAAAUAUGAUAUCAGUUCACUUAUGGUGACAGUGACAGAAGAACACAUGCCUUUUUGGCAGUUCUUAGUGAGGCUCUGUGGCAUUAUUGGGGGAAUAUUUUCAACUACAGGAAUUUUACAUGGCUUUGGAAGAUUUGUAGCAGAAAUUAUAUUUUGCCGUUUCAGAUUGGGCUCUCACAGAUCCACAUCAGUCCCACUUCCUGAUGGCCACACAAGCAACCACUUACCUCUAAUUACAGACAAUAGUAUGCAUUAGCCUCCUGAGAAAACUUUUUCUUCCUGCCUGAUA